Neopelma chrysocephalum (saffron-crested tyrant-manakin) is the source of this 5243-nucleotide messenger RNA. RefSeq names its product solute carrier family 2 member 13 (gene SLC2A13). The transcript has 10 exons. Gene Ontology annotation, molecular function: myo-inositol:proton symporter activity. Bases 234 to 2177 code for a protein of 647 amino acids. The record is from RefSeq and is a predicted model, not a curated record. Gene Ontology annotation, cellular component: membrane. NCBI's taxonomy places the organism in Eukaryota, Metazoa, Chordata, Aves, Passeriformes, Pipridae. Gene Ontology annotation, biological process: transmembrane transport.
GCCUCCAGCUCCGCCCGGGCGCUGGGAGCGGCGGCAACUUCCCCUCAAGUCCGCCCGGCGGCGAGGGGAUGAUGCGACCCGUUUGAGCGCGGCCCGAGAGGGGCGGGCGCGCCGAGGACAGGCAGCGCCGGCAGCAGCGGCAGCCCCGCCGCCGUGGUCAGAGCAGCCCGGCAGCCGCCCGCCUCAGCCCCCUGCCCUCCCCCGGCCGGGGCGGGAGCCGCCGCGGCCGUCCCAUGUCCCGAAAGGCCAGCGACAAUGUGGAGUACACGCUGCGGAGCCUGAGCAACCUGAUGGGCGAGAAGCGGCGGCGGCAGGCGGACGGGUCCGCCGGCUCGGGCGCGGCGGCGGCGGCGGGCGAGCGGAGCCUCAUCGCCGCCGAGUCCUGCUCCAGCCUCAACAGCGCGGCGUCGGGCGGCGAGCUGGAGCGGGCGGCGCGGCGGCAGUUCCAGCAAGACGAGACCCCCGGCUUCGUCUACGUGGUGUCGGUCUUCUCCGCCCUGGGGGGCUUCCUCUUCGGCUACGACACCGGCGUGGUGUCGGGGGCGCUGCUCCUCCUCAAGAGGGAGCUCAACCUGGACGCGCUGUGGCAGGAGCUGCUCGUCUCCGGCACGGUGGGCGCCGCCGCCCUCUCCGCCCUGGCCGGCGGCGUUCUGAACGGGCUGUGCGGCCGCCGGCCCUGCAUCCUGCUGGCCAGCGGCCUCUUCACGGCGGGGGCCGGCGUGCUGGCUGCCGCCCGCGACAAGGAGACGCUGCUGGCGGGACGCGUGGUGGUGGGGCUGGGCAUCGGUGUAGCAUCCAUGACUGUGCCAGUGUACAUCGCAGAAGUUGCUCCACCGCACUUAAGAGGCAGAUUAGUCACCAUUAACACGCUAUUCAUCACUGGAGGGCAGUUUUUUGCAAGUGUCGUGGAUGGACUCUUCAGCUACCUCGCAAAGGAUGGGUGGAGGUACAUGCUGGGCCUGUCGGCUGUUCCAGCGGUUAUACAGUUUCUUGGAUUCCUGUUUCUUCCCGAAAGUCCCCGCUGGCUCAUUCAGAAAGGCCAGACUCAGAGAGCACGGAGAAUUCUGUCUCAAAUGCGUGGCAACCAGGCAAUCGAUGAGGAGUACGACAGUAUCAAAAACAACAUUGAAGAAGAAGAAAAAGAAGUCGGAGCAGCUGGACCUGUGAUCUGCAGAAUGCUAACAUACCCUCCAACUCGAAGAGCCUUAAUUGUGGGUUGUGGUCUGCAGAUGUUUCAACAACUGUCAGGGAUUAACACCGUCAUGUACUACAGUGCUACCAUUCUGCAGAUGUCAGGAGUGGAAGAUGACAGGCUUGCAAUCUGGCUGGCUGCACUGACAGCAUUUAUAAACUUCAUUUUUACUCUUGUGGGAGUCUGGCUUGUUGAAAGAAUGGGUCGCCGGAAACUUACACUUGGUAGCUUAACAGGUACUGCUGUAGCACUCAUUAUCCUAGCUUCGGGAUUUUUGCUAUCAGCUCAGGUCUCGCCAAGAAUCACACUUAAUCCACCAGAUCCUUCACAUCAAAACUCUACCUGCACAAAAUACAGCUAUUGUAAUGGAUGUAUGUUAGAUCCAGACUGUGGUCUCUGCUACAAAUUGAAUAAAUCAAGUGUUGUUGAGUCCUCAUGCAUUCCUGUUGAUAAAGAUUCUACAAUGAAAGCAGCUUGGGGCAGGUGUUCAAAUGAAACAGUGUUCAAAAAGGAAGAUUUGUUUUGGGCGUAUAAUUUCUGCCCCACUCCAUACUCUUGGACAGCACUUCUGGGCCUUAUUUUGUACUUGGUUUUCUUUGCACCUGGGAUGGGUCCUAUGCCCUGGACUGUCAAUUCUGAAAUUUAUCCACUUUGGGCUAGAAGUACAGGAAACGCAUGUUCUUCUGGAGUCAACUGGGUUUUCAAUGUGCUUGUGUCACUGACGUUUCUGCAUACAGCUGAAUAUCUGACAUACUAUGGAGCCUUCUUCCUCUACGCAGGGUUUGCUGCCUUGGGACUAAUCUUCAUCUACGGCUGCCUUCCUGAGACUAAAGGGAAAAAACUAGAGGAAAUUGAAUCUUUGUUUGAAAACAGGCUAUGUACAUGUGGUAUGUCAGAUUCUGAUGAAGGGAGGUAUAUCGAGUAUAUUCGGGUGAAGGGAAGUAAUUACCAUCUUUCUGACAAUGAUGCUUCUGAUGUGGAAUAAUUUUCAGCUGCUGAUGUAUUUAAUCAUUUAAAAGCCUUCUGGGGGGGAAAGCAGCUCUCUGAUGACCUCACUGCCCUGCUUCUGGUCUGGUUCUCCUUUCUGCUGUGCAGUUAAAAAUGCCUUCAUGUUCAAAAAUGCUCCAUUUGGAGGAAAUUCAAUAUGCUAGUGUUUUCUUGAUAACUAAAAGCAAUGGCUUCCAAAAGAGGUUGAAUUUCACAGUUAUGUGACUUUACCAAGUGUGCGCGACGCUGCGCUGUCCCCAGGUAUUUAGUAGGGUGCACUGUACCAGAUGAAUACAGAAGGCUAUCCUAGAUGGUCAGGGGCCGUCCUUAUCUUUAGUCCUGACAAGAUAAAAUAAUUGAGUAGCUAAUCAGAAAGCAGCUGACAGCUGUCAGAUCCCCAUCCCAUUGCAGCCUAGGAAGUAGCUCUGCUGUGCAGCACAACGAAGGAUGAAUGCAUAUGUUGCUGUAACAGUAACCAUUUCAAAAGGUUAACCAAUUGGGAAAAUACAAAUAUCUGUUAUAUCCAUCAGAGGCAACAUUUCCCAAAUUUACCCUAAGUGAAUUUCCAUUGUUAUUUAUUUGAGGUAACAAGCAGAGAGCCAUAUUCACCUGGAUAGAGGUUCAGUAAGCUGGCAUGUGUCCGUGCUACACUGGGCUAUCGACCCACUGCUGCUCUUGAGUACACACUAUGGUCAGGAGUUUGUGUUUGUGAGAGAAACUGCCAAAAUUAACUACUGACAGCAAGAAAACAGAGCUCAGUAUGUGGCCACACAUAAAAAUGAACUGGUAUAUGUUGCUAGGUACAACACAGAGGCUUCAGUUAGAAAAAAAUUAUGUUUGUUUUCCUUUUUUGCAUUUGAACAUAUUGGUUUGUGCCUAGUUAUGAACACAAAAUAUUGUUAGCUAAAAGAAAGAGAAGGGGGGGAGAGGGUUUGUGCUGCUAAAUGCACAGUGGUCAUCCCUCCUGCGCCUUCUGCUUGUGAAUAAAUAUUGCCUUCAGUUUAUCUCCAUAUGUGCAGAGUAGAUGACUCCCAGCACACUUUUUCUUCAAAUGUCCUUAGUCAACCAGUGUCUUGCUAGAUCUAAAGAGAAAUAUUAGCAAUGGGCAGAAGCCUAUAUCUCAUAUUAAUUGCCUUACCAAAGCAUUGCAAACUUGUCAAGAAAAUGUCAGGCACAAAAAUCAACUUGGCUGCUUUUAGCAUGGUAAUGAAAAUGUGAAUGGUAUUUUAUUCAUCUGCCAUGAUUGCUUGCCUUGGCAAAUUGAAUUUUAUGCAGUUACAUAAAAAUAUUAUGUUAUUUUUUUCCUUGUCCUGUCCUCCUUGCUUUAAGUUAUCAAAGAUAUGAGUUUGAAAGCAUCAACAAUUCAAAUUCUUAUCUUUGAAACAUUUGCUUCAUGAAAGAAUGUGGAAAAAAUUCCUCUGCCUGUGGGCUGCCACCCAUUUAUUUGGUAAAAAUACAUUUAUUUUUAAUUGUGUAAAGAUUAAAUAAGUCGUUUGGUUCAUUAGCUUUUAUAGAUUUGAUUUGUGGAGUUUUCUUGGGUUGAAAAAUAUUUUUAAUGUAGGAUUACUAUCAAGACCAAGCCUGGACAUUUGUUACUAAAUUAUUUUUAUUGGAUAAUAUGGGGUUUUGUUGUUGUAAAGAAGUCUGACUUUAUGUUAUCUAAUCUUCUGUGGGGAGUUCCUACUCUACAGUUAUUGACCUUCAGGGAUUGGGUGUAUUUUGUUUUAUUUUCUUUUUUACUUUGUUAAUCAAAGAAAUAGUUUUUGAAAGAAAACAUUUUAAAGCAUCCUUCUGUGACUUGCCUGGGACUAAAAGAGGAAAACAGUGGACAAAGGGAAUUUCAAACGAAUCAUUGCAAAGAGCAGCUCGACCUUGAACAUCUCCUGUGUGGUGAGAGGGCUGGAUUCUCACACCUUCCAUCUUGCCUCCCUUUUAAGCGCACAAUAUUUGUAUGCUUGAAAGCACCAGCUGUUGAAAAUGCUCAGAUCUCCAGACCUGUUCAUUGAAAAUGCUCAGGUCCUCAGACCUAUCUACAAAUGCCCCUGCAGCGGGAUGGCUCCGUUAGGCUGUCAUCUCUCUGAAACCUUCACUGAAGGUGCAGCACCUGAAAGGAGAAAAAGGGAUCCUUGGCACAGACAAGAACAAAAUCAUUUUAAAGACAAAUUAGUUUCUUUCUGAAACCAAAUUAAAUAUGUGUUUGAAGACCCUUAUUCGGAGCAGUUUCGUUUUCUAGAACAGUGUGUGAAUAGGUGUAUGACAGCCAACCUGUGCUUAGGUGGUUGAUAGGUUUAAGUGGGUAUUUAAGUGGGUAUUUAUUUACUGGCUUUUGAGGAUAGGGACUUACAGUUCUGAUCCCCCCACAAGCACGAGGCCAUGCUCACUUUACACCUGUGAACAUUGCCUUGCUUGAUGUGUUUUGCUGGAGCGGGUGCGAGGCAGGACCCGGCAUCCCUGUGGUGUCCCUGAGUCAGUGCUGCCCUCGCGUUUGUGCCCGCAGGGAGAGGAAACCGCUGCAGUUACUGGGCAUAGCUAAAGCAAAGUCACUGGAAAGAUUACAGUCACAAGGUCAGCCUGUUCUGUUUUGCAGGCAGUGCUGCAGCUUUUUAGCAGCAGAAGACCGUCUCUCUCUGGCAGCCUUGUUUCAUGGACGUUUUCAGAAGUGGCGCUCAGUUGCACACAGCACUGGGCUCACUUUCUCACUCAAGUUUGAUCUUACUGAAAACAGUUUUCCGCAGGUUUGUAUCCCAUGCCCUUUUUCAUGAGGCAUAACAAUUGAAACGUGCAAAAUAUAUUGGCUUCUUCAUUGUCCUUCCCCCUUUUGUGCCCACAGAGAGCUGGGUUUAAGUCUUCCUUUUAGAGUUGCUUUACACCAAGACAGCAUUCCAUACUUCCGAAACACUGAACCUAGUACCAAGCAUCAUGUGUAAUAAAAAUGAGAUCAGACACUUCUGAUCAGACAAUUAGGGUUUUAUUUUUAGAAUCUGUGAACAUUUACAGUUUAUUAAGAAAAUUAGAUAAAUGUUUCUAUUUUGCAGAUUUUUUAUAUUUAUGCAUAUUUUAAGUU